Brassica oleracea var. oleracea is the source of this 1384-nucleotide messenger RNA. RefSeq lists its product as uncharacterized. NCBI's taxonomy places the organism in Eukaryota, Viridiplantae, Streptophyta, Magnoliopsida, Brassicales, Brassicaceae. Gene Ontology annotation, biological process: gravitropism; regulation of growth. The transcript has 6 exons. The record is from RefSeq and is a predicted model, not a curated record. Bases 203 to 1069 code for a protein of 288 amino acids.
UGAAGAAGUGAAUCUGGACGAAGAACUAAGACCGUCAAUUUUGGAACUUGAACCAUUAAAUUCAUCAAAACAAAUAUAUUCAAAUAUCUUAUUUUCGAAUUCUUGCUUGUAUUUAAGCUUCUUGAUUCACCAAGAAAACGAGCUAUUUUUCAUUUCUUUUUCACAUUUUUCUCUUCCUCUUCUUCUUCGGGGUCAUUAAGACAUGAAGUUAUUCGGAUGGAUGCAGAACAAGCUACAUGGGAAACAAGGGAACACUCAUAGACCAAGCAUAUCUUCUGCUUCUUCUCAUCAACCCAGAGAGGAGUUCAGCGACUGGCCUCAAGGAUUACUUGCGAUUGGAACUUUCGGUAGUGUGGCCAAAGAGCAAACACAAAUACAAGUUGUUCAAGAAGUGUUCAAAGAGGAGAAUCCCUCUGACGUGAACAUGGAAGCUCAUAGAGAUCAAGAUCUUUCUUUCUCCGGUGAUCUUGAUGAUUUUACUCCCGAGGAAGUCGGGAAACUGCAAAAGGAACUGACCAAGCUCUUGACAAGAAAGAACAAGAUGAGGAAGUCUGAUGUAAAUAGAGAACUUGCGAAUCUUCCUUUGGAUAGAUUCUUGAACUGUCCUUCGAGUCUUGAAGUCGAUAGACGAAUCAGCAACGCGCUCGCUAGUGGUGGUGAUUUUGAUGAGAACGAAGAAGAAAUGGAGCGUACAAUCAGUGUUAUCUUGGGAAGAUGCAAAGCUAUUUCUACAGAGAGCAGCAAUAAAAAGAAGAAGAGUAAGAGAGAUUUGAGCAAAACCUCUGUUUUUUAUCUUUUCAAGAAGAUGUUUGUAUGUUCAGAGGGGUUAUCUCCUCUUCCCAACCCUAGCUUGAGAGACACGUUUCAAGAAUCAAGAAUGGAAAAGUUACUGAGGGUGAUGCUACACAAGAAGAUUAAUGCUCAAGCUUCCUCGAAGCAAACAUCAACAAAGAGAUACGUGGAAGAUAAGCAACAGCUUUCACUAAAGAACGAGGAAGAAGAAGGAAGAAGUGGUGAUGGGAGCAAAUGGGUUAAAACAGAUUCUGAUUUCAUUGUUCUUGAGAUCUGAUCCCAUUUUCCAUUCUUCAUGUUCUUACAAGAAAAUACAGGUAGAGAGAAUCUCAGUGGUAUCAAGACAAACAAAAUUCAAAAAAGAAACGAUCAAUCAACUUUCUUUUUCUUUCAGAUGAAAGUUUUUAGGUAUCUAUUAGUAGAGCCCAUGAGUUUCUUCUGUUUUUGCAUGUUUGAGUCCAUAAACAAACAUGUUCUGGAAACUACAACAUUAGAAUACAGUACAUGAGAUAGUUAUAUGCCUACAUGCAUGUAUGUAUAUAAAGAGAGAAUUGUAUAUAUACAUACAUGUACGUAGUUUUGUAUUUUUCAG